Molecule: messenger RNA, 735 nt
Organism: Micromonas pusilla CCMP1545
Lineage: Eukaryota; Viridiplantae; Chlorophyta; Mamiellophyceae; Mamiellales; Mamiellaceae
Exons: 1
Coding region: 1-711 (236 amino acids)
Biological process (GO): chromosome segregation
Cellular component (GO): Ndc80 complex
Source: RefSeq, a predicted model, not a curated record
AUGUCCGACGCCCCAACUGUCGCUAACGCUGGGGAUCUUAUUAAUCUUGAUACCCUACAGAGCGAGCUUGACAGUGCUCGCGGGCAGGUAAACAUCUGGGCUGCACAGCGCGAGUUGGCGUUGAAAGAAGCUGUAGCAACGCACAAGACAGCUAUGGCGGCGGCCGAGAGCACGUACGUUGAACUUUUGGAGAAAGGGGAAGAUCUGGCAUAUGUGGCCGAGGAACUCGCGCGCCGGAAGGAAUGGGAGCAAGCUGAGCUUGACGCGUUACGGGAGGAAACGCUCCUGUCGUGCGAGCUAGGUGUGGGGUUGCCGCGGCAGCUCCAGACCUUGCGCGAACGUGUGCAGACCGAACGAAGUGAACUCGAGAAGAAAGUAAGAGCGCUACAAACUGAAGAAUUGGACAGCACUCAGCAGCUUGAUGCGCAUCAGAACGCAGUCGAGCUUUACCGCUGCCGACUCGGUCUGCGUUUUGAGGUGGGCAGCGACGAGGAGCUCAAGUUUUUCUUCUCACACAUUGACCCAGGCGAUCGAAAGCGAGAGUUUUUUGUUGCUGUGCGGGCGCUUGACGGUGUUGGUUUCGAGAUGAUUGACUGUGAUCCGGAAAUAUGUAUCACUAAUUUACUUGAGGAAUGCAACACAUCUGAUAACCUUAGCAUCUUUGUGAGAGGUGUGCGAAAGGCCUUCAGAGCGUUGGUGGCUCCUGUGUAGGGCUUUUGGGUGCAGUUGAGACUC